AUGACUGGACGCGGAAAGGGUGGCAAAGGUCUCGGAAAGGGUGGUGCCAAGCGUCAUCGCAAGAUUUUGAGAGAUAACAUCCAAGGCAUAACUAAGCCAGCUAUCAGACGUCUCGCGCGUCGUGGUGGUGUUAAGCGUAUCUCAGCCAUGAUCUACGAGGAAACUCGUGGUGUUCUGAAGACCUUUUUGGAGGGUGUUAUUCGCGACGCAGUUACCUACACUGAACACGCCAAGAGAAAGACAGUCACAUCUCUCGACGUUGUUUACGCACUCAAGCGCCAAGGACGUACUCUCUACGGUUUCGGUGGUUAG
Messenger RNA from Sclerotinia borealis F-4128, 312 nucleotides. NCBI's taxonomy places the organism in Eukaryota, Fungi, Ascomycota, Leotiomycetes, Helotiales, Sclerotiniaceae. The record is from the annotation of a GenBank genome assembly.